Messenger RNA from Manacus vitellinus (golden-collared manakin), 1018 nucleotides. RefSeq names its product coiled-coil domain containing 65 (gene CCDC65). Gene Ontology annotation, biological process: cilium-dependent cell motility; axonemal dynein complex assembly; regulation of cilium movement. The record is from RefSeq and is a predicted model, not a curated record. Gene Ontology annotation, cellular component: axonemal dynein complex; axoneme. The transcript is spliced from 5 exons. The annotation marks the transcript as partial. Lineage: Eukaryota; Metazoa; Chordata; Aves; Passeriformes; Pipridae.
CCUCUGCCGGGGAGGGAACCCCUGUGCCCCCCUGUGUGGCCCUGCAGGAGGAUCAUCCUGAAGCAGCAGGAGUGGGAAAGCUGGUGUCUGGAGGACAUGGCGCUGGCCACGGAGCAGGACCACGCCAGGACCGACCACGAGGCCACGCUGGGCUUCCAGAGCGCCCGGGACGACAUCAAAAGCAAGAGCUGGCAGGAGCAGCAGUACAGCCGCCUGCAGCUGGUGGGGAGGCUGGAGGGGCUGUGGAAGCAGAUCCAGAAGGCCCGGCAGAGCUACAACGAGGCCACGGAGCACAAGAUGGCCGAGUUCAAGGAGCUGCUGAGGAAGUGCGAGAAGAGCUCCCGGGAGAUCGAGGAGCAGUCGCAGAAGCUGCAGAAGCUCCAGGACACGGUGGCGGCCACCAGGGCCCAGAUCGCGGCUCACGCCCGGGAGAGCGAGGAGCAGAUCCAGCGGGCCCGGGAGGGGAAGGAAGAGGCCCUGAGGCAGCUCCAGGAGCUCCGCAAGGAGGUGACCCGGGCGGUGGCCGCGGCUCGUGCCGACCUGGCCACGCUCAGCUGCCAGAGCGGGGCCGCCCUCAAGGCGCUGCUGCGGGUGGUGGAGAAGGCCCAGCGCAUCCUGCGCCUGGCCGAGAUGUGCCGCAGGCUGGAGACGGAGGAGGAGAAGGUGCUGCCCUUCUACCCCUCCUCGCUGGCCGAGGGGGAGCUGCAGGACGCCCGCAGAGUCCUGGAGGAGGCCCCCGUGGAGCCCCUGGCACAGGCCGCGCAGGACUACGUGGGGCUGGAGCGGUUCUGGCAGCGGUUCAACAAGGCCAAGCUGGAGGAGAAGGUGCUGGAGCGGACACGGGCGGCCCUGGCAAACAGGAACCGGCACCUGCGGGAGCUGCUCCAGCAGUACCUGGCGGGGGUCUCGGUCAGCCGGAAGGUGCUCAAAGACCUCGACCCCCUCCUCGCCACCAAGCAAGAGCCACGUCCCCAGAAAUGAGCCCCGAGCUGGGGCGGGGCCACGCUCGGGGACAUCA